UUGCAUGUUUCUUAAAACUAACCAUAGUAUAAUUUCCAUAUAAACUAAUUAACCAAUAAUAAUACAUAUAUAGAUUUGUGAUGGAACACGUAUCAUCUAAUACCUUGUCUAGUACUCAUCAGUCGCCCUAAUAAUCAUUUUAGUUAGAGAAUAAUUUAAGAUGCAUCGUGCUCUGUUGCUUAUGAUACUGAUCACGUCCGCGGUUUCCAUGAGCGAGGAAGAGCAGUGCAGGGACAUGUUCGAGAACUUCAUUGAGGGAAUACCUCUGCAGCCGUCUCCACAGUAUUGUAGAGGAGUGAGCCGUUUGAAUAACGUCCUCAAACUUACGUCUCCAAUUACUUUGCAGGGAUUGAAGAAGAAAAAUGGUAAGGAAGAGGUAAGGAUACGGUGCGAUUGCCCUGAAUUAGAGGUAAUAUGGAAAGUAAGAUGUGUACCUUGCGCACAAAACCCAGACCCUAAUAUAACUCAAGAUGAAUCACAUGUGUUGAGCUGGAAUCUUUGAUAGAUAUCUAGCCAUUUUAAGAAUGAUGAUAGUUUCUUUGAUCUUUAAUUACUUUCCUUUUAUCUUAUACUAGUUUUGUAGCAUUUUUUACCUUUGUUUUUAAUUUAUAUCCUAAUCAAAAAUCUAAUAACAAAAGAAAUAUUUAAAAGAAAGAAUCUAUUUUUGUA
Camelina sativa (false flax) is the source of this 669-nucleotide messenger RNA. RefSeq lists its product as uncharacterized. The record is from RefSeq and is a predicted model, not a curated record. Lineage: Eukaryota; Viridiplantae; Streptophyta; Magnoliopsida; Brassicales; Brassicaceae.